AGCAGAUACAACUUCAAUAGCAGACUCGUUAUCCUCGCGCGACCAAAAAUCUUGGCAUUGCAACAAGAAACGGACACCCGAUCUUCUAUUUCGAACAUUCACCUCAGGCAUCAAAUCCCAAGCACUUUGGUUUUUCCCUACCGAAAACUUUAUUCACAUGGAGGUUCCUGUAGUCACUCUUACUAGAGGAUUCCCCUACCUUAGAUGAUAGAUCGACAAUGAUUCUACUUGUUCACAGCAGCUUCUUAAAGUGGUUGCUCUUACUAGCGGUAGAACAAAACUAGUGCACUUUCGACGCCGGAACAGUUAUAUAUACCGUGAUGCAUUUCAUGUAAGUAGAAGUACUACAGCCUUCUUGGGGUCGGGGUACUUCUACCGCGCCGACUCCAACAAGGUCAUACACAAUAAAAAGUGAAUAAUGGGGGCGGAAGAGUCGAAGCCCACCGAGGAUCUGCAGGAGAUCGAGCGGCGAUUGUUGGAACAUGCUCGGGUUCCGGUGAAAGUGCGCGACCUGUUGCUGCCGCGGGCGCAGGAAAGCAUUCACUACGCCCAGUGUGAGGGGCGUGGGGAGAUAGGGAACGGAUUGCCGCUCGUGGUCAUACAUGGCUAUGGCGGCGGGGUGGGUGUCUACUACCGCAUCAUGAAGUUCAUGGUCGAGCGGUGGAGCGGACCCAUCUACUUUUUGGACCUGCCCGGCAUGGGUUGCAGCAUGCGGAAGGAGCGCCACUUUGAGUCGCCCGAGGACGUGGAGCACUUUUUCAUCAAGCGACUCCGCUUUUGGCUAGAUUCCGUCAUCCCGUGGAAGCAGGAGCCCGGGGACGAGGAUGCGGCGGAGAAUGGCGAUGCCUACCCCGGAGUAGGUGUACAACCCGGAAGUGAUGACCGAGCAGGGGUAAUCCCGAAAAUGCCAGCAUCGUCCCUCCAGGGCGAGGGUGAAAGCGCGGAAAGUAGUAAGAACCAAGGACCGCUGCGCGGAGGUGCUGGCCCAGCUGCACAGGCAACAUCAACCACGUCCAAAAGUACUAGUAGAGGAAACAACAAGAAUAAAAAGGGUCGGACCGGCAACAACAAUAAAACGUACGAGAAAUUCGUUCUGGUGGCGCAUAGCUUCGGUGGAUACAUUUCGACCGCGUUCGCGAACACCGUGAAAGACCGGUUGGCCGGCCUGAUCUUGCUGAGUCCCUGUUUCGGGUUUCCGAAAACCCGCAUGCCGAAAGAGAGCGAAAAGGGCUACAAGGAGCAGAUGAUCGAGGCAUUGUUCGACGGUAUGAGCAGCAGCGGCGGCCCGAGUCAGAUUGUGAAGGGGAUGGGCAGCUGGGGUGGUUACUUUUUUCGUUCGUGGGUGCGGACGCGGUUCGCGACCCCGCCGCCGGAGGCGGAGUUCGACGCGCUCGUGGACUACUUGGUUGGCAUCAACUACGACGCAAGCCCGGGCACCGAAAGCUCCCUGUUCGCCGUUUUCGGUCGGUUCCUGACCAACAAGGCGGAGUUGCCGCUCAUCGAGCGCGUGGACUUGGAGGGCGUCCCGUUGAUUUCGUUUUUCGGUGACGACGACUGGAUGGAUAAACAGGGUGCCAGUUACCUCGGAGACAUCGGGGUCAUCUCCGGGUGCACGCACCAAAUGCACAUGGAGUACCCGCGCCUGGUCACCCGAUGCAUCAUGUACUUCGUGAAGCACAACAUCGAUGCGCGCGCUGCGCAAGACGGGAAAAUAAAUGGCGCUCCUUCUAUGAACAAUAACUCCACGGGGGCGACCGGGAAAAUUAUAAAUGGGGACGCCGAGCGUGAGCUGCAGGAACAGGAUCUUGCUGUGGCUGGGUAUAAUAUUAAUACUCUUACUCAUGUGAUGAACGCCAGCCAGAAACCGAAGUUGCGGUCAAAGGCAAGCUUUGAGCUAGAGGCUCCGUCUGAUGAUGAAGGAGAAGUACAAGCGAACGACGAAAAUUAUCGCAGCGCGCGAGAGCGUGCGGCCCAGAAGAAAAAAACUGCCAUCAUCGGCAACACCGGGAUGCAGCCGGCACUCUCAGUGCUGGCGGAAAAGCAUGGGCAAAACAGGUCAAAAACACCUCCCGGAGCCGAGUCGGCAACUACCGCGUCAUCGAACUCUAUAGGGCCAACAACUCCUGCAACGUCCGGUGGACCUCAACAGCGAGGACCGAAUAUUAUCAAGCCUGCUCCGGUGGCCGACGUCCGGACCUUCCAUGGGAAUGUUCGUGCGAGCAUUGGCGGACGCACGCCCGCUGUGUACAUCGUGCCGGUCGACGGAACGGUGACCAAGGAGGAACUGCAGAUGAUCCAGGCUCCCACGUACUCCAAGCGUCCGUACAAAAAGGUCCUGAAAAUCAAGAAACGUGCCCCCGUCUGGUGGAUCCCGAACGAGACGUCAGAAGGGGUGGCGGACUAUCAAACAGAAAAAUCCCCCCUCCCCAUAUCGAAAUGGAAAUCUGUGAUGGAGGAUUUGAGGUACCAAAUCGACUUGUCAUGCUAGAAGGCCAAGAGCCGCAGUCGUGGUCUCGUUUGCAGGCAAUUUGUCAUGCUGUUUCCCACUCUCAGCUGCCUCCUAUCAUGCUGAAGAUGCAAGGCUCCCCCACGCCACCCAGCACUACAGUCCGCAUCUUUUCCCGUGUAGCAUGACAAAGCUGAUUCGUGACAACAUUCCGCUUUGAUAUGGGGAGGGGGGAUUUUCCCUUUCGAUACGGACAUCCGCGAGUUCAGGCCCGACUACGAUCCCGAGCUCCUACAGAGCGCCGCAGAGUCUGAAGUGGACGAGAGCGGGGAUGAAGGCGGAAGACUCGACGGCGGCCAUCAAAUUCAGUCCCACGAUAGUAGUACCACUCCGCAUCACCUGCGUCAACCUAAAAUUGCGAUCGAUAUCAAAAUGCGUAGGAGACUGAUCGAGGACAACUCUGAUGCAGCAACUGGUGCCAGGGAAGAUUCUGCCACGUCGGACGCUGCAGCCGCAAAGGUGGGCAACAAGGAGGGGAGCAAAACUACCGGCGGCGCGAUCACGGGCGGAAAAGCUGGCGUGAGUAGACGAGGGCGAGAACAAGAUGAACAAAAAGGCAAGGCGAUGAAAGGGUCGUCGUCCAAAAAGGCCCAGAUGUUUCGUCCCGACGCACGUCAGGGCGGAAAAUCUCCAGCCUCAGCCGCACCGACAUCGACGACGACGCUAAGCUCAGACGGUUGGGUUUCCGUCGACCCUUUGGACCUCCGGGACACGGUGGGAUUGGAUUCAGACACUAUCAGAUUCAAAAACGACGUUUAGGUGGAUAUGCCGAGGAAAAAUUGCUCAGGCCGUUCCUUGUUCCCGCGUACACGUCGACGUCCUGUAGGAUUUUCUGUGACCUCCAUGAUACUGUUUCUUGUUUCAUAUCUUGAUGUUGAUUCACUAUUGAGCUAGUGUUGGAUUGUUCAAGUUCAUGUGAGCAACAUCCAUAUUUUUAGGCGACAUAGAGUUAUUUUGUGGACGAACAUCAAAACGUUUAUACAGACCAUUGUGUGAUUCGACACAAUGAAACCAUCGUAGGAACUCGAAUCAUUUUUGCUGAUGAAGAGGGGGCACCGAACAACCAGACAAGUUUCGUCGUCCCAUUUCCGAUCAAGCAUGGUAUACCGAAUAAGUCACUACCGCCGGCAUCUAGGCGGGAACUAUUGGCGAC
Molecule: messenger RNA, 3659 nt
Organism: Amoebophrya sp. A120
Lineage: Eukaryota; Dinophyceae; Syndiniales; Amoebophryaceae
Source: the annotation of a GenBank genome assembly